AUGAGCACGUGCUGUGCCAUGUCAUUCUGCAUGUACGGCUACGACGCCGGAGUUCUGGGAGGCGUUCAAACCACGGAGCCAUUCCUUGAUGCCAUGGGCCAUCCCACGGGCACCUAUGUGAUCCCCAUGAUUGCCUCCUCCUACACAUUGGCAGCAGCCGUGUGUUCUCUUGCCGUCACAAUGCUUGGAAUGCCCCUUGGCCGACGAGGCUGCAUUCUCAUGGGCGACGCCUUCGUGAUCGUCGGAGCAAGUCUGCAAGCCUCGGCCUGGUCGGUUCCGCAGAUCAUCAUCGGUCGAGUCCUGUGCGGGUUUGGAAUUGGAUUCAUCUCAUGCACUGUCCCCACAUACAUGGCGGAAAUGAGCAUCGACUCGAAAGAACGAGGUCCAGAAGUAGCAGUUCAAUGCGUCUGGCUUAUAUCUGGCGUCGCGCUGGCUUAUUGGGUGGACUUUGGCUUUACGAGGAUGAUGAACCAAGUAUCCUGGCGAUUUCCCAUUGCGUUCCAGGCGUUCUUUGCCACAGUGUCUAUUGUUGGAAUGUUCUUCUUACCAGAUACGCCAAGAUGGUAUUACGCCAAAGGACGGCACGACGAGGGUGAUGCAAUCGUUAUGCGUCUCCAUGCUCGACCUCGCGAUGACUCCCGAGUUCAGGCUAUGAGAGAGGAGAUUCUGGCAUCGAUCAAGUUGGAAGAUGAGGAUGAGCAUAAAUUCAACCCUCUCGAUUUGAUCUGGGAUAGAAGUGAUUUGAGAGCCGGUCGCCGGAUCCGGAUUUCAUUCAUGAUUCUCUCGCUUCAGCAGAUGAUGGGAAUCAAUCUCUCCGUCUACUAUUCGACAGUCAUCUUCGCACAAGUCGGGCUAUCUGCCUUUCUCUCUCAACUGCUCGCCGCAGUCAUGAACACGGGAUUUGCCGCGGGCACAUAUUUCCUGCCCAACACGAUUGAACGAGCCGGCCGCCGUGGUGUUUUGAUCUGGUCGGCCGUCAUUUUGACAGUCUGCAUGCUGGUUUUCGUCAUUAUGAUCGGUCUCCCGACUCAAACGCUCGCAACUCAAUGGACAGCUGUCGCUUUUGUCAUUAUUUACAACUUUGUCUUCGGAUAUGGCUGGAUAGGUGUUCCUUGGUUAUACGGCCCUGAAAUCGCUCCCCUCAAACUUCGCCAUUUAGGAGGUGCGGCAGGUGCAUUUGGCGAAUGGCUCUUCAGCUUCAUCACUGUUUUUGCCGGUGGAAUUGCCUUGCAGAAUGUGGGCUGGAAGAUUUGGAUCUGGAUGCUACUAUCUUGUGCCGUGGCUGUUCCGUUUGUCUACUUCUUGUGUCCUGAGGUAACGCACCCCGCCCUUGGCGCCUUCAAGAAGAAAUAA
This is a messenger RNA of Rhinocladiella mackenziei CBS 650.93, 1353 nucleotides long. RefSeq lists its product as uncharacterized. Gene Ontology annotation, biological process: carbohydrate transport; transmembrane transport. The record is from RefSeq and is a predicted model, not a curated record. Gene Ontology annotation, cellular component: membrane. NCBI's taxonomy places the organism in Eukaryota, Fungi, Ascomycota, Eurotiomycetes, Chaetothyriales, Herpotrichiellaceae. Bases 1 to 1353 code for a protein of 450 amino acids. The transcript has 5 exons. Gene Ontology annotation, molecular function: carbohydrate:proton symporter activity.